CUCCGGGUGCCCAAGAGGUGGUUUACUCACUUCUAUGUGGUUUCUGUGCUCUGGAAUGGCUUUCUGCUGACCUGUCUUUCCCAAGCUGAGUUCCUCGGAGGGUCGCUCCCAUCAUGGAUUCAGCAUGUGCAGCAUGCUUUUGGCAGGGACUCUCGGAGUGAGGACACAGACAGCGAGCACUUCUCAGCGUUGCUGGUGCUGCUGCUGCUCUGGCUGCACAGCUGCCGGAGGCUCGCCGAGUGCCACUGGACCAGCGUGUUUUCCAGCGGCGUCAUUCACGUCGUGCAGUACGGCUUUGGGCUUGGCUACUACAUUGCCGUGGGCCUCACUGUGCUGUGUCAAGUGCCUGCUGACAUUGGGAAUGGAAAAGAGCUUUCUGUGCAGGUCUGCUGGUACCAUGUCUUAGGAGUUACAAUGUACAUUUGGGCCUCUCUUCACCAACACAGAUGUCUUGUGAUUCUAGCUAAUCUUAGAAAAAGUAAAUCAGGAAAGGUUGUAAGCCUGAGCCACGGCGUACCUUUCGGAGACUGGUUUGAGAGAGUUUCUUGCCCUCAUUAUUUUGCAGAGCUCCUCAUAUAUGUAUCUAUGGCCAUCACGCUUGGAUUUCACAAUGUGACAUGGUGGUGUGUAGUGAUGUGUGUUCUUUCUAAUCAGGCACUGGCUGCUCUUCUGUGUCAUGAGUUCUACCAGAAAAACUUCAGCUCCUACCCAAAGCAUCGAAAAGCAUUUAUACCAUUUGUUUUUUAG
Molecule: messenger RNA, 747 nt
Organism: Merops nubicus (carmine bee-eater)
Lineage: Eukaryota; Metazoa; Chordata; Aves; Coraciiformes; Meropidae
Gene: SRD5A3
Product: steroid 5 alpha-reductase 3
Exons: 5
Biological process (GO): polyprenol catabolic process; dolichol-linked oligosaccharide biosynthetic process
Cellular component (GO): endoplasmic reticulum
Molecular function (GO): 3-oxo-5-alpha-steroid 4-dehydrogenase activity
Source: RefSeq, a predicted model, not a curated record